This is a messenger RNA of Cucurbita maxima (winter squash), 540 nucleotides long. RefSeq lists its product as uncharacterized. The record is from RefSeq and is a predicted model, not a curated record. NCBI's taxonomy places the organism in Eukaryota, Viridiplantae, Streptophyta, Magnoliopsida, Cucurbitales, Cucurbitaceae. The transcript is spliced from 3 exons. The coding region runs from base 1 to 540 and encodes 179 amino acids.
AUGGAGGCCCAACUCCAGCUAAGGAAGACUGGCACUACGCCGUUGGUCGACGCAACCAAUUACUGCAGCAUUGUCGGGAGUCUGAAUUAUCUAGUAAACACACGUCUUGAUCUCGUCUAUUUUGUUGGAUACGUGAGUAGGUUUAUGGAAGCACUAAGGGAAGAGCAUCUUGUGAUUGUCAUGCAUUUCCAGCACUAUGUGGCCGGAACCAGAGGCUGGGGUGUGAGAUACUGUGUAGGAAGAGGAAGGAAGAAGCUUGAGCUGGUCGGCUACAGUGAUAGUGACAUGGGGGUCUGGCUUGCACAACUGAUGAAGGAGUUGAUUGGAAGAGAAGGCGAUCCACCAAUGUUGUACGUGGACAACAAGUCUACGAUCUCCCUGAUAAAAAAUCCAAUUUUUCACGACUGGAUCAAGCACAUAGAGAUCAGACUUCUACCUGCUCCCACCGGCGGCAAGUUGCUUAGUCCAAAAGACAGCAUUAGAAACCGUCUCACCUUCCUUCAUAUGAAGGGUCUCAAAGUCCUUACGCAAAGCCGGUAA